Messenger RNA from Pocillopora verrucosa, 858 nucleotides. Lineage: Eukaryota; Metazoa; Cnidaria; Anthozoa; Scleractinia; Pocilloporidae. The record is from RefSeq and is a predicted model, not a curated record.
AUUAAACAAGAUAUCAACCACGAGGCAUGGAGCGGAAAGAGAUUCUUCUGUUGCUUGUUUUCUCGUGCACCUUCCUCAAAUGUUUUGUUCAAGCUGAAAAAUGUGACCCAAAACCAUCGAUCAAACAGCAUGAAGGCUACAAGCGAUGCGUGUAUCUUGAUACACACGAAAAGAGAACUAUCGGCUAUGGUUUUAACAUGCAAAAGCAUGGCGCAAGAGAAGAAUUUAUCAAAGCAGACCCGAGAGAGCAAUACGUAGGUACAGCAGACAAGGUAUUCAACACGUUUUUAAAGAGCCCUUUAACUAAAUGGAAUAAAGAAUGUCCUUGCUGCUCCAUAUAUGGUGAAACAUCUAAAUAUUCCUGCGUUCCUUGCCUCGACGAUGAAUACAUCGAAAGGCUCCUGGACAGCAGCUUGAAAACGGCCAUUGUUGACGCUGAAGUCGUGAUCGGCAAAAGCACUUUCCACGCCCUUUGUUGUUCUGUGCAGAAUGCCAUAGUCGACAUGGCGUAUAAUCUUGGCCGGACAAACUUUGAAAAGUUCAAAAAGUUUAAAGCUGCGAUCGAGAAAAGAGACUGGGAUAGAGCAGAAUAUGAGGCUAAGGAUUCUAGAUGGUGUGGGCAAGUCAAGACUCGGUGCACGAACAUCUCCAAAAUCAUUAAAGCUGGAUGCUGAUUUAAACAAAACACUGGCCAUGUUCUUCCGGCGCAUGACCCGACAUAACACCUUCAAUUUUGUUGGAAGACGGGAACGAGUACGGCCAGAAGAGGAGAUGAAAAGCCUUACUGUUUUUAUUAUAUAUUCUGUUUGUUACUUUAUUCCCAGUGAUUGCAUUAAAUGGCACUCGAGCGAAACUAAA